AAAACGUACUGGGGCAAUUCAUUGCAAAUCAGUUUUGAUUCCGCUACACGUGACUGGAUGUCGGGCACAACAGGUCAUUUCACCAGCGCACGACUGGUGUCCCAUAGGAGGCAAUCCAAGGCCAUAAUUUGGUGCUCAACAGCCAUUCAGCAACAUGUCGUCUUCACCCAUCAUACCUGAGAUUACGAUAGAGCAGCCGGUGAAGCCACGAAAACCUCGCAUGGGAAUCGAUCCCGCCAAUAUUAUCGACGGACCCCGGUUGAAGAAGCGCAAGGAGUCGCCGGAUCCAUCAGCUGGCGGCAAGCACAAACAAGGCAGGCCCUCUGAAGAGAAGAGAAGAAGUAUAAAGCAAGAAGAGGCAGAUGUAGGGACUGAACAGAGAGUCAAGGUCGCCGAGGAUGGUAGUGGUGUGUGGAAGACGGUGAGGGAGGAGAAAGAUUCAACCGGCCGGCUCCUAUGUUACGACUUCCUCCGACUGCCGAGCAGGCGUUUGUAUCCUGACUAUUAUGAGAUCAUCAAGCGGCCUCUUUGUAUGGAGGAUGUUAAGAUGAGCCUCGACAGCCUCUCGUAUUCGAAUCUCGAAGCCGUCAGGCAGGACCUACUCACCAUAUUUCGCAACGCUCAGCGGUACAACGUGAAGGAGAGUACCAUUUGGCAGGAUGCUAAACAUAUGAAGAAACUUAUCAACAAACAAUUCAAAGCUCUAAAUCAUCAUAGCCACGAUGAUGAUGACGACGACGACGAGCACGCUGGCCAAGCAAAACCUAUACAUGAACAAGCUGAGCUGGACGUCGAUGGCGUGGACAUCGGCGUGGACGGUGAAGACGCUCAUGACGGUCAUGAAGCAGAAACCGGCGUGAAGUCCAGGAAGCGCAGACCGCCCACGAUGCAAAAGGCUCUGCGCUUCAGACUACAGAAGUUGACAAAGAAAACCGAUGAAGAAGCGAACCGCGAUCGUUGCGGCAUCUUCAUGGAGUUGCCUAGUCGCAAAGACUGGCCACAUUAUUAUGAGCUAAUUAAACAACCGAUGUGUUUGAGUCAGAUUCUGGAGAAAGUCAACAAGAACGAAUAUACGUCAGCAGCAGAGUGCACUGCAGACGUCGAUCUCAUGUUCAGCAAUGCAUUGACAUUCAACGAGGAGGGUUCGACUAUCGCAGAGGAUGCUAAAUUUCUGAGGCAAGCUUGGCACGACAGUCUAAAGACUCUUCCAACAAGGAUUUCUGAUCAGCCUUCGUCAAACGGCGAUGCGUCCUUAACCAAAAUCAGGAUCAAACGCCCACUGGAACCUGUUUUGGGGACAAGCUCACUGGUCAACAUCGAUGUCGGCUCUCCAGCUAAGAUGGUUUCACCAGUCUUAGUUUCUCGAUCACCGGGCUUGUCGCAUACAUCGCCAAUUCUUCCUGCUGCCCGAGUUUCGGAAGGGCAAUCCCGAGCAGCCUCCGAAGCGGCAAGCUCUCCCCUUCUUGCGGGCCCAGCGCAGUACCAGGCUCCUACGCCGGUACCAGGUAUGGCACGUCAGUUUCCGAGUGCGAAUCCCCUGGCUGCGUAUUACAGUACUCUGUAUCCAAGUCCUGCUGGCCGUUCAUCACCUUAUAUGUCUCCUCCCACCGGUGGUUCACAGUCUGGUGCAUCAACUGCGACUGCCCUCAUUCCAACAGGUGUUUCAUCCGCUGGAUCGGAGCAGAACCCUCCAACAGGAAAUGGCACAUCCACACCGGCAUCGGUCCCCACUGCCGCGCCAAUGGCAAAGUCACCUCCUCCCCCCGAAGAUCCGAAGAGAAGAAUCAUCAAACAGAUCGACUUGGUCAUCCAGCCUUCGAACCGAACAGUUGCCCUAAAGGACGACAUUGCAAAGGCCUAUUCUCUCAUCUUGGGUCUCAGCGAAAGCAAAAUGCUGAUCGGCCUAGAGUUCAACCCUAUCUAUACGGAAGAAAACGCCACAGAGGGUUCCUCCACCGACGAUGUCCAGAUAAGCAGUCCAGUUGAUAACAACUCGUUGUCACACCAUUUCACCUGCACAGUACGAGUAAACGGCAAGGUGGUUGAAACGAUGCCGACGGAUGAAUUGGUCGUAAAUGGGAAUGCUGACCUUGGGAGAGAAUCACCAGCAUGGCUUGUGGAGCUCACCUCCGGCAUGAACGUCGUUGAUAUUAUUGCGGAACCGAGGGAAUCUCAAGGGAAGGCACAAGUGUGGAAGCUCUUCGUGAUGAAGGUCAGCUGAGAUUUCCCCAUGGGGUUACGAGAUGUGAGACCAUUGUUUUAAUUACGUGUAUCGCCUAUAGUCAC
This is a messenger RNA of Dacryopinax primogenitus, 2286 nucleotides long. RefSeq names its product Bromodomain-containing protein. NCBI's taxonomy places the organism in Eukaryota, Fungi, Basidiomycota, Dacrymycetes, Dacrymycetales, Dacrymycetaceae. The transcript is spliced from 7 exons. Gene Ontology annotation, cellular component: RSC-type complex. Gene Ontology annotation, molecular function: protein binding. Gene Ontology annotation, biological process: chromatin remodeling. Bases 155 to 2221 code for a protein of 688 amino acids. The record is from RefSeq and is a predicted model, not a curated record.